GGGGUUUGAUCGGAUGUGUGAUAAGGCUAAUGGAAUGAGAAAUGGAUUUGAGCGGAUAAUUCGCAUUCGUGCUGCGACGUGAUAUAUUUGCACUUUGAAGAGCGUGGACGUAUUAGCCAGGGAAUUGUAAUGCGGAAUCUCCAGCACAUGAUGCAUCCUCCCUCGAGUGCCACGAAUGAGUUAUGGCGAGAGGAGCCUCAAGUGGCUGGGUGCUAUUUAGGCCAUCAAAAUGUUGGUUCAGUGUAGCAGUUUUGUCUACAUCUCAUCUCACUGUUUCUGGUAUCUGCUGCGUGAGCAGUGUGUUUUUGACGCAAAGCAUUGUAAUAUUUCCUUCGGCUGAUCUGUAAACAGAAGCUAGAGCACAACUCUACUUUGCUAUGCUGUUCUGUGACGACUCGAGCUCUUCGGAGCUUCGGAUUGUCCAUCCUGCUCCUCACGCUCUCGAUUUACGGCGCCGGUUUCCGCGGUUUGGGCUUCCAAGGCAGCUAAGGGUGAUCUAGUUUAAAGGGUAUAGGGAGCUUCCAAUUAUUAAGUAUAUAGGAGUUAUGCUUUUUGUCAUCUGCGCACAACAUUUCGGAUACAAAAAACAUUCAUGGAUAUAAAAUCUGAAAACCAGUUCAAAUCCUGGGUUUGCGUUUUGCAGAGCAGAGGCGGUAGGUGUGUUCACGGUAUAUGAUACCAAGGGGGUGACAAUUAGGUAGUGUGUCUCUACACACAAUCGUUGUGAACGGGCUAGUACCCAUCUUCUCAUUCAGAUACUGGAAUCCCUUGUGGCGGGGUUUCUGUGGAUUCGAAGCCCCACGAUCUCUUUGGGUUACAAGUCCUUUCGAUUGCAUUGAGGAUGGAGGCGCCACCUCCUCUACCUCCCGGUGUCACCUCUGCUUACACAAACAGCGGCUAUGGAGUUGAGCCCGAGUGGUUGAACAAGGGAGACGCCGCAUGGCAAUUGGCAGCCGCUACGUUGGUAGGAAUUCAGAGUAUGCCGGGCUUGGUCAUCUUGUAUGGUAGCAUCGUGAAGAAGAAAUGGGCGGUGAACUCAGCGUUCAUGGCAUUGUAUGCCUUUGCAGCUACGGCAAUUUGCUGGGUGUUAUGGGCUUAUAAAAUGUCUUUUGGGGAGCAGCUGGUUCCGAUCUGGGGCAAGGCGGGCUCUGUCCUGGGAUUUGAAUUCUUGCUGUCCCAGGCGGGCCUGCCAUCCUCAGCUCACUAUGAUUCAAACGGAGCUCUAGUGACGCCAGCUCUGAAAGCACAUUUCGGAAUGGCCAGUAUGGUGUUGUUCCAGUUCUUCUUCGCCGCCCUCACGGUUAUCCUGUUGGCGGGCUCUGUCCUGGGGCGUAUGAGUUUUCGAGCCUGGAUGUUGUUUGUGCCGCUUUGGCUCACGUUCUCGUAUACAGUUGGAGCUUUCACCAUGUGGGGAGGCGGGUUUCUGUGGCAAUGGGGUGUCAUUGACUAUGCCGGCGGCUACGUAAUCCAUGUCUCCUCCGGCGCUGCUGGUUUCGUUGCGGCCUACUGGGUUGGACCGAGACUACCCAAGGAUCGCGAGAGAUUUCCUCCCAACAACAUGCUGCUUGUGCUUACAGGUGCAGGGCUGUUAUGGCUGGGGUGGUCAGGUUUCAACGGCGGAGCGUCUUUCAGCGCUCACGUCGUCACUGGUUUAGCUGUUCUCAACACCCAUAUAUCUGCCGCUACGAGCAUGUUGACAUGGACUGCCAUGGACGUGUUCUUCUUCGGAAAGCCUUCUGUUAUUGGUGCCGUUCAAGGCGUGAUGACAGGUCUUGUGGUUAUCACACCAGCUGCAGGUUUGGUGCCAGGAUGGUCCGCCUUACUUAUGGGGAUAUUAGCUGGAAGCAUCCCCUGGUGGACCAUGAUGGUUCUUCACAAGAGAUGGUGGGUGCUUCAGAAAGUGGACGAUACAUUAGGCGUAAUUCACACACACGGUGUCGGCGGGGUCUUGGGCGGUAUCUGUGUGGGCCUUUUCGCAGACCCCACACUCUGCAAAUACAUGCAUGUAGCCGGGGACUACACUAAUGGAGCAUUCUACGGUGGUAACGGCGGCAUCCAGCUUCUGAAGCAGAUCGUUGGCGCUCUUUUUAUCGCUGGGUGGAACUUGGUGCUCACAACGCUCAUCCUCUUCGCCAUCGGGCUCGUCACACCGCUCCGCAUGUCGGAAGAGCACUUGUUGGUCGGUGACGACGCGGAGCAUGGGGAGGAGGCAUACGCGCUGUGGGGAGACGGCGAGAAAUUUGACGUCACCCGACACCCCACCGCCACUAUUGCAGCUGAGUUCGAGCAGCGCAGCGCUGUGAAUUACGCUGAUCGCGCUGUCACUUUGCACAUCUGAGCAAAGCACAAUCGCCACAUACCACAACGGAGUCUCGCGACGUGCUUCGUCAUCUACAGCGCGUAUCUCAACAAGUCAGUAUUGGGACGGCCACUUCUGAAUGCCAUACAUUUGCGCGCGUGCACUAGAAUCCUAUUUCUUCUUGUGAUCUCAUCACCAGAGAAAUCGGGUCCACUGCACGAGCCUUCGACAAAUCUUCUAGCAUCUAAAUUCUUUUAAUCUGUUUGGUCUCUCUUGGCGCAUUCUCUCAGGUUCGUACUCUAGACAAAACUUAAUUUUGACCACCGCAUUCGGCCACUUUUAAGCUCGAAUCACAUUCCGAAACACAAAACACAAAUGAAGCAUUGAGAUUGUUAAAGCAAUGGACAUUUUCCUCUGGAUCGAAACCAAAAGACGUUGAAGUGGAGAAGUUACGGCAGUUUUGCAGCAGAGAAACUGUCAUCAGAUAAUCGCAUGCAUGUUUUUUGGAUAGCUUCCCCACAGAUAACAUAUCUGUCAAUCCAGAUUCUACAGCGAACAUAGGGCUAACAACACCCUCUAACCUGAUUGACGGAUUGAGCUAGUGUUGCUAACGGAAUAGUUCAUGAUCCUCAGAUUCUUUGCACAGCAUUGUGCGUCAUUGUACUUUUUUCUGAUAAUGGAACUUUCAAGAUAUGUUUUGCUCCUCA
Molecule: messenger RNA, 3006 nt
Organism: Physcomitrium patens
Lineage: Eukaryota; Viridiplantae; Streptophyta; Bryopsida; Funariales; Funariaceae
Product: ammonium transporter 3 member 2
Biological process (GO): ammonium transmembrane transport
Cellular component (GO): plasma membrane
Molecular function (GO): ammonium channel activity
Source: RefSeq, a predicted model, not a curated record